Mucor velutinosus is the source of this 1626-nucleotide messenger RNA. RefSeq lists its product as uncharacterized. Gene Ontology annotation, cellular component: cytoplasm. The record is from RefSeq and is a predicted model, not a curated record. The transcript is spliced from 5 exons. Lineage: Eukaryota; Fungi; Mucoromycota; Mucoromycetes; Mucorales; Mucoraceae. Gene Ontology annotation, biological process: protein transport. Bases 1 to 1626 code for a protein of 541 amino acids.
AUGUCGAGUUCAAGCAACCACUCAUCAUCCAGACAUAGACCUUCCUUGUCCUCCAGCUCGAUCCCCAUGCCACCACCAGAAUCUCACUCGCCCACGCACCCCACACACUUGAAUCCACCUCAAGAUCUGCUGUCUGUCAACCGUCCAAUGUCAAUGUCAGAGCGACGAAAUUCGCAAUCUCAACUAUCCUCAAGUGCACCCUCAUUUGGAUCUUUUCUGAACGGACAGAAUCCAGUGCACAAUGACCAAUCAUCCAAUCGUAGCAGCACGAGCUCCAACAGACAGGAUAGUAGAAGAAACAGCACAGCUCAGAGAAGGGAAAGUGUCGCCAACUCCCACUCGUCCAUGUUGACGAUUGAAUUUGACGGUGGCAACCAUGUCAUUGUACGCCCCAACCGCAUCGUUCGAGGAAAAGUAGUGUUGAAUCUAUGCGAGCGUAUCCAUGUUAUGAGAAUUAGAAUCAAGUUUCGCGCAGAGGAGGCUGCCAUGGUCAAAGUGGAUGAAGGCGGCGCGGAUGGCAAAGGCGAAUGGGUUCAUGAGAUGAUUACAACCUACUUUGAAACUGAAUGGAAGUUGCAUGGCCAAGAAGUUUCCCCUUAUUCGCAAUGCGCUUGGGACGAAAUCGAGCCUGGGCACUAUGAAUAUCCAUUUGCAUUAAAGUUUCCAAAUGUCAACUAUCCUCCUUCAAUGGAAGAGCCUGCUGGUUUUGGUAUCCGUUAUAUUUGGACAGCACAAGCAGAUGGACCCGCUCUUCAAUCCGGAUUAAAGAGCAGAGAAUACAUUACACCUUAUAGACCCAUCAUUGUAUCGAUUGCGGACAAGGAAUGGGUAUACAAAACGACACUCAUGAAGGACAAGAAACAAGCUUUAGCCGAAGUACAGGCAAAACUAUACAAACAAACCUAUUGCCCGGAUGAACCAUUCAAAAUGCAGCUCAACAUGAUGAUCCUCCAUUCAGACUCAAAGAUUACAAGCCUCGUUUAUCGAUUCCGUAAGCAUCAUGAAGGCAAGAUGCUGGUUCAACAAGGCACAGCAUUCCGAGAGAACAUCAGGACUGUGAUCCAAGAUGCAGUAACACUUCCGUCUACAUCUGAUCUGACUCAACUAUCAGAAACCAUCAAAUUCGAUGUCCCCACUCGACUUGUGUCACCCUCCUUCUUAUCGCGCCAUACUCGAGUUCACUAUGAUCUUUGCUUUCAAGUCACCAUCGAGCAAGGGCAUUUGUUUAAAACAAGCCAUGUCAAUGAAUUCGCUAUUCCUAUCACUAUUGCCAACUUACCCUACGAUCAACUACUUCGCAUCCCAGAUUUAACCGCCAUCCAACAUUAUCGCCAGUCCACUGAAUGUCCUCUGUUCUUUGAUCCAGAGCUAGAGGAGCCUCCAGCGCCUCAGGGACUACCCAGCGAACUGAUUGGACCCUUGACAGCUGCAUUGACGAGUCCAAACUCCUCUGAAGAGCAACCGCCUAGUUAUUUCAGUCUACCCGAAUUACCUCCGCAAUUCGAAUUGAGGAAGGAGAGAAAGGAAAGAACGGUAUUUAUGACAAGGCAAGCUCGUGGUGCUUAUCAUGGUCAGGAACUGGGCGAAGCUACCAUUAUUCCUGGACUGUUUGACGAGGAUUGGUAG